This is a messenger RNA of Drosophila santomea, 7102 nucleotides long. RefSeq lists its product as uncharacterized. The record is from RefSeq and is a predicted model, not a curated record. The coding region runs from base 919 to 5673 and encodes 1584 amino acids. Gene Ontology annotation, biological process: regulation of transcription by RNA polymerase II. The transcript has 2 exons. Gene Ontology annotation, molecular function: DNA-binding transcription factor activity; RNA polymerase II cis-regulatory region sequence-specific DNA binding. NCBI's taxonomy places the organism in Eukaryota, Metazoa, Arthropoda, Insecta, Diptera, Drosophilidae.
UUUGUCGGUCAUUUGUAUUUGGAACGCCGUAGCAGACAGAAGGACACGGGUGAAAAAACGACGAAGCGUGCGAACGGAGUGGAGCGGCUACUUUUAGCGCCCUUUUUUGUUUCAUUUUCCCCACUCACAAAACGCAACAUUUUUGGCAACAACUUUUCGGCAAACCAAUUGAAAAACAAACUAAACGAACUAAUCGCGGCACGGGAAUCAACAACAAAUUCUAUUCCGAUGCAAUACUUGUGUUCGUAAACAAUUUUUUUCUGUUCGAUCCGAUCCCCGAUAAACGAUAAACGCGAAUUCCAGUGAUCUUUUGGAAAAGGGCGAAGUGGAAAGCGAAGAACCCAAACCGAAAAACUCUAAAUCACCGGUAAAAAAAAAAAGUGGCGAGAGCAAGAGUGUGUGAUCGGGAGAGAGCAUCGCAUCGCCAUUCUCGCUUCCCUCGCGAUUCGCAAAAACAAAAUUCGAAAUUCAAAAUUGACCAGCAUUCGUUGCGGUUCCGAUAUUGGUUUCUUCAGUUCAGUUCAGUUUCGUAUUAUUUAUCAAGUCUGCUGUUGUGUGUCUUUCGUUUCGCCGAAGAAGAGAGAGCGAAAGAGAGCGCAGCAGGAGCGGUGAAGGAGAAGGAGGAGCGGAGCAGAAGGAGAAGCAGCAGUCCAAGUCCAACGAAGACGUGCCCAAAGCAAGGCGCAGAUAAUACAAAUACAAAGCACAAAAAACCACUAAAAACCCAAAAAAAUAAAAAAAUAACGAAACAAGAGUAUAUAACAUAAAACCCAAAACAAAACGAUCGGCUCAGCAGAGCCAACGAAAAGUAAACAGAGGAGCAGCAGGAGCAGAGGAUGCACCACUGAUCCCGGAGAGCUCGAGACAUGAGAAGCGGAACACCGAGCAGCCAUCAAGCAUUGACUUAUGUAGCGGUCCAUGACGAGUAUUAAGACCGAGAUGCCGCCCCUGCACGCGGCAGAGGCGCUCGCCUCCAGCAGUGCCACCGAUAGCGGUGGGGGAGGGGGAGCAGGAGGAGGAGGAUCGGGCGGACCAGGAGCGGGAGGAUCGGGAGGCGUCGGCAGUGCGCCCGCUACGCCCAAUGCCACAAUCAGCGCCGCCGCCGACUCCAGUGAUAAUCAGCCCGGCACGCCGCAGCCCACGCAACAGCAACAGCAUCAACAAUCGACGCAGCAACAGUUGCAGCAGCCACAAUCGCAACAACAGCAGCAGGCCAUGGGUGGAGGCGAUCCCCAGCAGCAGCAACAGCAGCAGCAGGUAACUGGGAUCACCCACCAGCCGUACGCCACCCACCACAUGUACUCCGCAUCCGGCGGACAGCAGCAGCAACAGCAGCAGAUCUACGGCGGACUCUACGGCGGGGACAUGCAGCAGCAGCAGGGCUACGCCAGCAGCUACAUCAACAGCUACGAGCAGUUCUACCAGCAGCAACAGCAGCAGCAGCAGGGCACUGACUACGCCUUUGGCGCCGUUGGCGUUGACUACGGCAAGAGUGCCGGGGUGCGCUAUCAUCCCUACCUGCAAACGCCCACCUCCGGACUGGGCGGCAUUCCAACGGCCAGCGCGGCACAGGAGGAGGCGGGCAGUGCGCCCAGCGCCGUCAGCACCACCACGGCGGUGGCCAUGAGUCCUCGUGUGGUGAGCAGCAGCAGUCCAACGUCGACGUCCUCGCACCUGCAGCUGGGCAGCUCCAGUGGCCAAACACCGGGCUCACCAGGCGGAGCAGCCGGAAGUGCCGGAUGCAAGUUGCAGUGCAAGAAGUGCGGCAUCCUCACCACCAACGAGUCGGAGCUACAGGAGCACAUCGCCAACGUGCACGGGGAAUCGCCGUAUGGCAGCAGCGGUUACGCCAGUUCGCCGUACAUCAAGGAAGAAAUGCCCACGCCACAGCCACCCGGCGGUGGAUCCGCAGCGGCCAAUCCCGGCGAGUUGCUCGACCUAGAUUCCCAGAAGAUGGUCUAUCACCAGCAGUUGCUCCAGCAGCAGCAGCAGCAACAACAGCAACACGACGUGGUGGCUGGACUGCCGCUGGGCUCUCUGCCGGAUCCGCUGCACUCGAUGCAAUCCAUGCAGCAGCGCGCUCUUCACAGCUGGGAGCAGCAGCCACAGCAGACAGUGGCCUCCGUGGAGGGCCUGCCGCCGUACAUGCAGCAGGGAUUGGGCGUGGGGUUGGGAGUAGGCGUGGACAAGUCGCCCUACUACUCGCCAAAGCAGUCGCCCUAUCAUCAGUCAGCCGGCGUUGGCGGAGCCACGCUGAUCAAGCAGGAGUACGGCGGCCACGGACUGAUCAAGUCCGAGUAUCCCGAUUCGCAGCACUACGUGGACAAGUCCUUCGACCCCACAGCAGGCGGAGGCGGUGGAGCGGAACUGUGCGCCAGCGUGGCCACCAGUCCGGCGGAGUUCCCUAGCACCACUACUGGUGGACCCGGGCAGGAGAGCGCGGCGGGUGCGGCGCCAGGAGGUGGAUAUCGCGGUUUCGAGCCGCCCAGUUCUAGCUCUGUGCUGCCGGCCAACAGCCUGACGGCCAAGGCGGCCACCUGGAAGUCGAACGAGGCGCGCCGUCCCAAAACGUACAACUGCACGGCCUGCAACAAGUGGUUCACUAGCUCGGGCCACCUGAAGCGUCACUACAACACGACGCUGCACAAGAACGCGGUGAAGUCGAGCGGCCAGCCGGAUCCAGCCACCCUGCCCAUAUCGGCGCACCACCAUCCCGCUCGCGAUCCGGUGACGAAGCCCAGUCGCAGGGGCAAUGCCGCAGCCGCUGCGGCCGCUGCUGCAGCUGCCGCCUCGGCCAGCGGUCAGGGUCAGCAGCAACAGCCGCCGCCACCACCACCGCCGGCCAAUGUGCCACCCCCGGAGCCGCCCAGAAGUCCGCCCGAGUAUGGCGGAGGAGGCGGCUUGGGCGUGGGAGCGAUGGGCGGCGCUGCCAUGUCCCAGUAUUCGGCCUCACCCUCGCCCACACAGCAGCAGCAGCACCACCUCAACCACCAUCAGCAGCAGGCCAACGGCUAUGCUAAUGGCACCGCCAAUGGCUAUGGCUAUAUGCAGCAACAAGUGCAAUCCACGACAAACGCUUCACCACAGCACGCUUCCAACAACAACAGCAACAACCAGCAGCAGCAGCAACAACAGCAGCACCACCAGCAGCAGAUGCCGCAGCACCACAACUCCGUUUUGAACGGUCACCCAAACGGGCUAGCAGGUCCCUCCGCCCCACACAACAACAACACCACCCAAAUGCCGUCCUCCCAAAUGAGGGGCCUGCUGAACGAAACAACAACCACGCCGCCACCAACAACAACAACCCGAGCACCACAAAUCACAACAACAGCAAUAACAACAACAACGGCGGCCACCACGGUAGCUAUAAAGAGCGAGCAAAUGGAGGACAGCAACCACACCCACACCCACACACACACGCACACGCAUCCCAAUCACAGUCUCAGCCAGGACAGGAGCCACAGCAGCAGCAGCAGCAGCUCAAUGGCCACGGAGGAGGCGGAGGAGCAGGAGCUGCGGGAUCAGGAGCAGGCGGACGAUCACCUGCAUCAGCAUCAGCAGGCGUCGCAGCAGUAUCUGCUGGCGGCGCGCCAUUACCACAGCAGCACGCCCAACACGCUCAGCAGCAGCAACACCAAUCCCAGCACGCCCAGCAGCAACUCGCCCCAUACUAUCUACCGGCAGGAGCAGCAGGGAACGGAUUUCUCGCGCACCACCCCGCCGCCGCAGCCGCUGCCGCCUAUGGGAAUGCUGCCGCCUAUGGCAAUGGACUACAACAUGCUGGCUUUGGAUAUGCCCAUGCCCAUGCCCACGCUCAUGCACAGCAAUAUGCUGCAGUGCAGCAGCACCAGCACCACGCCGCUAGCUACUACCACCACCACCAGUAUGCCGGACACUAUGCAGCCGCCGCAGCAGCAGCUGGUGCACCACUACCAGGCGGUGCUCCACCCGCUCCAUCAGCAGCUGGGGGAGCAGCACCAGCGCCAGGAGGAGGAUCAUCAUCAGCAGCAGCGGGAGCUUCACCAACUGGAUCAGCAGCAGCAGCAGCAGCAGGCGUUAAUCCUGGCGGACAGUUUGCCGCACAGCAGCAGUUCGCCCACCAGCAGCUCCCCACCGCCCACCAUGCCCAUGCCGCUCACCACCAUCACAGCGCCGCAGCUGCUGCCGCUGCAGCCGCCGCCGCCGCACAUCACCAGCACCAUGCCCAUGCCGCCCACCAUGCACAUGCCCAUCAUGCCGCCGCCGCCGCAAUGCUACCAGCAGCUGCAGCCGCUGGACCCCACAAUGAGCUAUCACACUAUUAUUGGUAGUGGCCCGGAGGCGCAUGCCGCAGCCGCCGGCGGUGGCUACAGCAACCAAAUCACCACCAGCGAUGGCCAAAUCCUGCAGCUGAUGCCAACCUCUCUGUUCGCGCCCUAUGCCCCGCUCUCGCCGUACUCGGUGGCCGCCCAGCGAUCGCCGCAGGAGGGCGACCUGCCGCCCGUUCACACACUCACCACAGCCCUGCACGCCCAUCAGCAGGGCGGGCAACAGGAGGCGCAGACGCCAACGCUGACGGUGCUCUCCACGCCCUACUCGCCCACAGUGAGCAGCUCGCGGGCCACUCCUGCGCUGGAGAUGGACAUGGCCACGCUCAUGCAGCACCAGCAGGACUACGAGAUGGAGCAGUACCAGAUGCAGCACCAGCAGUUGGAGCAGCUGCAGCAGCACCAGCAGCAACUGGACCAUCAGCAGCAGCAACAGAUCCUGGCGGAUCAGACCCAAUCGAUGGCCCAGCAGCCGCUGACCAAGAAGCGGCGUGGCGGCAACGCAACACCAUCGACGACGAAGCGACGGCGGAACAGCAGCGUCGGAUCGACGUCGCCGCACUCGACCACCCUGCCAUCGGGACGGAUCAAGUGUCUGGAGUGCGACAAGGAGUUCACCAAGAACUGCUACCUCACGCAGCACAACAAGAGCUUCCACUCCGGUGAGUACCCGUUUCGCUGUCAGAAGUGCGGCAAGCGCUUUCAGAGCGAGGAUGUCUACACCACGCACCUGGGUCGCCACCGCACCCAGGACAAGCCGCACAAGUGCGAGCUGUGCCCCAAGCAGUUCCACCACAAGACGGAUCUGCGCCGACACGUGGAGGCCAUCCACACGGGGCUGAAGCAGCACAUGUGCGACAUCUGCGAGAAGGGCUUCUGUCGCAAGGAUCAUCUGCGCAAGCACCUCGAGACACACAACCGGCCGCGGGUGGUGGGCAAGAAGUCCGCCGCGGCAGCAGCCGCCGCAGCAGCCACUGCCACGGCGGGAUUGGGUGGUGUUUCAGCCGCCGGCUCCAUCAAGGCGGCAUUCGCUCGCUCGCUAACGGUGGCGGCUGUGAGCAGUGAGCCAGGCGCAGGAGUUGCAGUGCCCUCAGCUCCUGUCCCUGCUCCUGCAUCUGCUCUUGUCCAGUCCGUCAAUCCCAGUCUGGCUUCCAGCCUCAGUCUGAAGCGGCACAUUGACGAUGUGGCCGCCGACGAUGACAGUCUGCUGGAGGAGGACGAGGAUGAGAUGGAGAUGGAAAUGGAGACGGAUAUGUUGGAGGAGGAAGAUGAGGAGGAGCUGGGCGAUCACCACAUGAUAAUCAAGGGCGAGUACGCGCAGGAGGAGUUUCAAAUGAUCGAGAAGAGCAUAGAGCUGUACUGAAUAUGGGGCAGGCCAGAAUCUGGGUUUUGAAAUGCUCCUGGGCUUUGAGCUUGGCGGGAUCGAAGGAACGGAGGAUCAGUGGGCAACUGAGCGCGGCUUGGGCUGCGGGCGCAGCUGGAGCGGCUCUGCAGUUGAGUGUCCUGUUUUUGGGGUCAGGCCAGUCGGUGUCGAUGAAGCAGCUAAGUUGUUCCGAUUCAACUUGAACGAGUUUCGCCCCGUGCUCGUUAAGAAAACACACUUUGUUGCUUGGCAGGCAAUAAUUCGCUGUUUUGGCCGUUUCCCUCGUUAAAUUGAUAUGUUUUUUUUUUGUUUUUUUUUUUUGUUUUUUCCUCUGGGGGGUAAACACGAAAGUACUUAGAAUUGAUCGCAAAGCCGCAGCAUUUCAAUAACUUAGACAGCAGGCCACUCCUUGGCUCGUAUCAGCUUAACAUCGUAACGAUCGUAUCGAAGUGCCGAAGUGCCACCCACCGCGCCACAAUCCAAUCCAAUCAAAUCAAUCCAUUCAUUCCUGUAAUUUGUAGUGAGUCUGCCAUAUGUGUGAAACGAUUGAAAGACGAAAGACAGCCAGAAUUCCUAAUUGUUGUAGCAGCAAAUUAUUUAAUUUUAUUUGUAUGUUAAAACUGUAUUAUUAUUAUUUGUACUCUAGCUAUUAUUACGCUCCUUAUUUGUAAAGCCUUAUCAUUACGUGUAAACCUAAACCAUCAAGUAUACCUCAGCAAACAGCAGUCCACGAAACGCUUAAAAUCAGGGCGCCUAUAUAUUAUAUAUAUAUAUAGAUAUAUAGAUAUUUAUAAAUAUUCCAUUUUACAUGUGUAAACACUAGUUUUAGCACUUUUUUUUGCCGUAUUUUAAUUUGUAACUUGUUUUAACUAUUAUUUGAUUAUUGAUUAUGUUUUAUAAUCGGGAGAAACAAACACACAAAUGCCAUAUACACGAUAUGUAAACUAAAAAUCAGCAACUAUAUGCCAAUUGAUAUAUAUAUAUGUAUAUAUAUAUAUAUAUACUAUAUCUAGUUACUAGACCAACGCAUAACAACACACACAUAUGUACCCGCAUAUACAUAUAUGUUAGCCUUAAAAACGCCAAAUUGUCAUAGCAAAGGAAACAAAAGAAACGCAAAAGCAAAAAGCAAAAAGCAAAAGCAAAUGGAAAUGGAAAAACCAAGCAACUCUCAAGAAAAUGCGAAAUCAGGGAUAUUAUUAUGUUUCUAAGCCACAAACGCACGCACUUGUUCGCGUAUUAUUAUACCUAUAUAUUUAUUACGAUUAGUUGCCCCUAACUUAUGUUCCGCCAAUAAAACCAAUUGUAAUUAUUUAACAUUUUCAUUUGAUACCCAUCGUAUGUCCCAUCUCCACCCCCUCCGCAUUUUGUUUGUAAUUAUUUUUUUUUACCUUAAUUGUUAACCAAUAUAAUGCUUUCCCCCUUCGCA